This is a messenger RNA of Cyclocybe aegerita, 1437 nucleotides long. NCBI's taxonomy places the organism in Eukaryota, Fungi, Basidiomycota, Agaricomycetes, Agaricales, Hemipholiotaceae. The record is from the annotation of a GenBank genome assembly.
AUGGCGUCUGUUACACCGACGCCGCCACCCACUUCGUCGUCGACAAGUGAUGUCUCAUCGACAAUUUCCUCAACGAGCGAGAGUUCUUCCAGCUCCAGCUCCGACAGCAGCUCUUCCAGCAGCAGCUCCAGUUCGACGACAUCGGAGACGACAUCAGAGACGACUUCCGUACCGCCAACAACGCUGUCUACACCGUCUACAAGCGUAUACCAGUCCGCAUCUGUGUUAUCGUCCGAUGGACAGGUGUACACGACGAUGAUCACUGUCACAACGGUGAUAGCACCUGGAACGGUGGUCACGCCUUCAAUAAAUACGCAGAAUGAAGACUCGGGCAGCAACACAGGUGCCAUUGUCGGAGGCGUGGUCGGAGGUGUUGCUGGAUUGGCGGCUAUUCUUGCACUCAUCUGGUUUCUGCUUCGGAGGCGACGAUCGCACGACGAGUUCGACGGUAACUUCGAUCCUGCACGUCUCGCGUCAGGCAAGGCAGGCGGGGGCGGGGGCGGGACACUUCCGCAAAUUGAUCUCGAAGACGAAGAUGACGGCAUGGGCGGGCGAUUGAACACGGGGGUCAACGGAGGGGGCGUCAUCAGCCCUUACACAUACACUCCAACUCCACAAAUGUCGCAUGUCGCAUCAGCACCUUUGGUCGGAACAGCUGCUGGCGUUGGAGCCGCUGCUGCGGCCGGAGCUGCCUACUCCAACGAGAAGCGACAUGGGAGCCAGAGCCAGUACAGUAACGGUCCAAGCUCUGCAUCAUACUAUCCACCAACUUCUACCGAUGGCCAUGUCCCAACUUCGCCCAUCACAUCUAGCGAGGGAGGGUACCCUCCAACUUCUAUGACUUCAUCGUCCGGGUAUUAUCCUCCAAAUCAGUAUGCUUCACCGUUUGGACGCGGGCCGUCUCCAGGCCCCAGUGUGGCGACUUCGCCGUAUCACAACAGUGGCAGCUCCGACCAUUCCUCUGCAGGAGCGCCUUCAGCCGCUGUUGGCGGUGUCUACAACCCGCGUAGCGCCAAGGAGAUGGAGGCGAUGGGCCUUCAUGCUCAGCCCCACGUCACGAACCCUGACGAGGGCUACUACCAACCCCACGUUCAGCAGCAGAUACACCAUCAUGGUAUACACCCUGGCACACCAGUGCAUCAAGCCUAUCUCCAAUACGGCCCUGGCGGUGCACCGGCUGCGACUCCACCAGUACUAGGCCAGCAGUAUGGUGCCUCAUCGCAAACCAACGUACCCGAUACCUUGCGGCCAGGGCAUUCUGCUGAUUCGCACGCUCAUUCCGGACCGGGCUCGUCUGCUGCUGGCGCUGCGGUGGUCGUUCAUGAGGACGGCGGAAGGGUGGUUAUGCGCAAGGGUGAGGCGGUCGACGAAGAGGAAGAGCAGCCACCCGAGAUACCACCGACCUACGAUAGCUUGCCCGCUGAUGUGAGGCGUUAA